UGUCCUCGGUUAUUUGGUCGGCCGAUUACUGUGACACACGUGAAUGGCCAGAACAAAUUCAAGCCUUCCUGUUUAUCCCCUGUAUUGUUAGUAAGAAGGCGGCGUUAGUAUAAACAAGACAAGCGUAUUGUGCUAUUUAUUUUGUUCGCGAAACUUCGAAAUGGAUAUUAGAACAACUAUCAUCUUUGGAUUUAUAUUCAUCGUAAUGGUGUCUGGAUAUCCAUCGGAUGAGAACAGAGCAAAGCGCGACGUCAUGGAAUCUAUGAAAAAUGCUUGGACGGAGAUGGUGCGAACUCUCAGCGAUGCAGGUGAUGCAGUCGUACACGUCUUCAAACCUACUGAGAAAAGUGCCAUAGAUAAAAUGGUAGAUGGAGUCAAAAGUCUUGGUCAAUGACAUUUUUCAUCAACUCCUUUUAAAAUUGAUCAGCAAAUUAGCAGCGUUGCAAUACAGCGAAGAUUAUUUUGACGGGCGUUUUUUGAGAUAUUAAUUACGCAAUACUGUAAUUUUAUAUUGCAUUUUAUUCGUAUUUGUAAUCUUUACCU
Papilio polytes (common Mormon) is the source of this 543-nucleotide messenger RNA. RefSeq lists its product as uncharacterized. Bases 161 to 394 code for a protein of 77 amino acids. NCBI's taxonomy places the organism in Eukaryota, Metazoa, Arthropoda, Insecta, Lepidoptera, Papilionidae. The record is from RefSeq and is a predicted model, not a curated record. The transcript has 2 exons.